Molecule: messenger RNA, 1789 nt
Organism: Verruconis gallopava
Lineage: Eukaryota; Fungi; Ascomycota; Dothideomycetes; Venturiales; Sympoventuriaceae
Exons: 3
Coding region: 9-1685 (558 amino acids)
Molecular function (GO): hydrolase activity, acting on carbon-nitrogen (but not peptide) bonds
Source: RefSeq, a predicted model, not a curated record
GUGACAACAUGAUUUUGACGGUGAUCACAUUGGCUUGUCUUCUUUCAAAUAUAACAUCUGCUCAGAAUAUCCAUUGCUAUGAUUCAGUAACCACUUUAGAUAAGGAUGCCCCGCUCGGGUCAAACUGCCUCGAGAUCACCGCGGAGGGUUUGAUAUCGCGCGUUUUCCAAGGGCAAAAAAUAUCAAAAGGCCAUGUCUACCCUGGGCUUUGGGACGGACAUGGUCACUUACUUCAAUACGGCGAACUUCUGCAUUCUGUCAAUCUGUUUGGGUCAAGCUCCCUUAAUGACACGUUAAGCAAGGUCGAAAAAUAUGCCGCUGCGCACCCUCAAGCAGGAACGGCAAGUGAGUGGAUUCGAGGAGUGGGAUGGGAUCAAGCUGUAUUCGGUAGAAUGCCUAUGGCCUUAGAUCUUGACAGUAAUCAAGAUCUUCAAGGCAAGUAUAUCAUGCUUGACCGUGUUGAUGUGCACUGCGUAUGGGUCUCUUCUGCUGUAUUGGAAUUACUUCCCUCGCCUUUCCCAGAUGUUCCUGGUGGCGACGUUAUUAGAAAUCCAGGGCCUGGUGUUUUUUGCGAUAAUGCGAUGGACGUAGUCAUGCAGUACUGGCCAAAGCCGAGCAAAGAAAGGAGAAUCGAAUUCCUAAGGACGGCAGAAAGGUCUCUAAAUUCUGUUGGUUUGGUUGGUAUACAUGAUGCUGGCGUCAUUUCAGAGAACUUGGAUAUUUACCGGGAGCUGACCGAUUCGAGGGACUGGAAACUUCGAAUUUAUGCUAUGGUUGAAUGUAAGAAGAGAAAUACGUUUUGCGGGGAUGAUGUAACCAUAUUCAAGAAUGAUCGGGGAAUGCUACACAUGAGAGGCGUCAAGUUGUUUGCCGAUGGUGCGCUAGGUUCUUGGGGGAGCGCUAUGAUCGAACCGUAUUCAGACAAACCAUCUACAACAGGCUCCUUAUUAGUUAAUGCAUCGACGCUUAAUCAGCUUGCCCUUGACUGGUCACUUGCUGGCUAUCAAGUAAAUAUUCAUGCGAUAGGCGACCUUGCGAAUCGCUAUGCAAUCGAUGCGUUCGAGUCGGCUUACGCCCAAUUAUGUCCAGAUCAACCAGCCGAUCUUUGCCAGGCUCGCCAUCGCUUUCGUAUUGAGCACGCGCAGAUUAUUCACCCUGCUGACCAAAUUAGAAUGUUCGACAUGGGAAUCAUCCCAUCGAUCCAGCCAACUCAUGCUACGAGUGAUAUGGCUUAUGCUGAGGAUAGGCUAGGCGAGAGACGAACCAAAGAGGAAGCUUACCGCAUGCGAUCGUUGCUACCCCUAAACCUGACUCUUGGAUCUGACUUUCCAGUUGAACCUCCAAAUCCAUUUGAGGGCAUCUUUGCUGCGAUCACUAGAAAAUCUCCAAAGACGGGACUUGGCAAAGAUGGUAGUGAAAACGGAUGGCAUGCACAAGAAGCUCUGGACUUACAACAAGCUCUAAGAGGGUUUACAAUAGGACCUGCUCGUGCCGCUUUUCUGGAAGGUAAAGCAGGGAUUCUUAAAGAAGGAGCUUUUGCAGAUUGGAUUGUGUUGGACAACCGAUUAGAGGAUAUCUCGUCCGAUGAGAUACGCCACGUUCGUGUCCGGCAGACAUGGGUCGGCGGGCAGCUCGCAUACGAACGGAGAGCUGAGGAGCCAGGUGAGAUAAAAGAAGAGCUCUAGGAAGCCUACAAUCAUAUAUCUCUGCAAUGAAGAGUGUGGAGACUCUACCCCUUUCUGAAGUCGAGAAAGUCAUCCCACGAACGCGUUUUCUAGAAGGAGAGUCA